Molecule: messenger RNA, 6219 nt
Organism: Sapajus apella (tufted capuchin)
Lineage: Eukaryota; Metazoa; Chordata; Mammalia; Primates; Cebidae
Gene: TRIM16
Product: tripartite motif containing 16
Exons: 7
Coding region: 4524-5570 (348 amino acids)
Molecular function (GO): zinc ion binding; protein binding
Source: RefSeq, a predicted model, not a curated record
AGCAGAGACAGGUUUUUACCAUGUUGGCCAGGCUGGUCUUGAACUCCUGAUCUUAGGUGAUCCACCCACCUUGGCCUCCCAGAGUGCUGGGAUUAGGGGUUUGAGCUACCAUGCCUUGCCCUGCCUAUACCCUUUAAUAUACUCUUUAAUAAAGCCAAAACAUCUACAUUGACUUUUUGGAAUGGAGAGUGGAACAGGAAGUAAAGUCUCCAGAACACAGAUUUGUCAUCCCUACUGCUCUCAUGUAACCUUGGAGGGUGUAGAUUGUAUGUCUCUGCCUGGUGUGAUGUUACCCUCCCACAGAUAGGCACUGGGGCAUGCACAGCCCAGCUGCUCUACCACCGGCCCAAGUCUAAAGAAAUGUUCACAGAUCUCCUAGUGAGUGACCACUGCCCUUGGAUCCACCUCACAGGCAUAUGUUUCUAGUCUGUGAGGACAGGAUAAACACACUCUUCCCUAGGUCCUCAAGAUGAAGCCACACUGUAUUUGAAAGACGUAGCUACUAUUAUCUCUACUCUCAACUGAGGGAAACAAAACCAAUAGGUCAAUAUAGAUGUCAAGACAGGCACCAGGCAGGAUAAGCCUUGCCUUGCAACCCAACACAGAUCCUGAAGCCACACAGUCAAGUCUGGCAUGGGAUGGGGACCACACCUGCUCGAGAAGUCACUGGAAAUAGUAUUUCCUGGUUCUUGGUCAGGGCAGCAGAUAUAAGACACAUCAUGACAUUGAUACCGUGACAGGAGCCACCUCACUCAGGAAGCUUCCCCAAGGCGUGUUUUCCUAGGACGUAGUCUGCCUAGCUCUGAGACGCUACAGCUGAUGGGUCCUGCUGGGGAGAGAGCUCAGAUCUAAACAGAACAGGGCAGGUGUGGCCACAGGUCCUCUCUGUCUGGAUCACGUCAGUGUUUUGCCCACCUUUGUUGUCACUUGAACUCCUGACCUCAAAUUAUCUGCCCGCCUUGGCCUCCCAGAGUGCUGGGAUUACAGGCGUGGGCCACCGGGCCCAGCCAGCUUUCACUACUCUCACGCCUCUCCAGCGCCCAUAUUUACUGUCCCCAUCUUCUGUGCUUUACAGAUUCUCUAACCAGUUGUUAGAGAAAUCUGAUGGCCAAACCUGAUGCUGAAUAGAUUCAUACUUUUUCAGCUUAAACAAAGCCUAGGUUCCCUAAGGCUACGCCCAGUCCUGCUACGUGCUCUGUUUUGAGUUUCACCUGUGCCCGUGUCUCUGCCCCAGAAGAGAAGAUAGGAUCAUCUGUGCUGUUUCUUCAAUCUUAAAAUGGAUUUCUUGCCCUUAUCUCCCUUUUUAAGUAUCAGUGUAUGAAAUCCACCAGUACCACCCUUUCUGCUGUAUAGCUGUUCCCACAUUUGGCUCCUAGAACCUGUUUUGCUUUCAUAGAUCAUCUCGGAACCAAGUGUUAACUUCAUUUUUAAACCCCAUUUUAGCAGAUGUGUUGCCUGUCUUCACCAUAGGGGCUGUACACAUGAUGCGUGGUUUUCGUCAAACACAGUGCCCUCCUUUGUGGCCACAUGCGAGACCCAUAACCCAAUACUGCAUCCUGGGCUGAUGACAGCACUGCAUCUGACCAGACACGGGAUUGACCUGGGGUGGGCAAGUGGAGUGAACAGGAUCAGCCAGAGUUUCGUGGCAUUCAUUGUAUGGAGAUUGGCAGGGACAAAGUCCUUUCCCAUUUUGGAUCCCAAGCUGUAAGACAGUUUAGGCCUGCUAUUUGGCAUCUUUCCUGGCACCUGGAGGGAGUGUAUCAUUUAGGAUGCUUCCAGCUGGAGCAAUAAAGACACAUUAUCUUAUUGACUUAAAGCCUGAAAACAAACAUGCAGUUUAGAUAGUUUAACAACCCAGCAGUGUCACUGGGGCUCUUUCCAUUUUUCCGUUUCAUUAUCCUCAGCUUACUGACCUAGUUCUCAUGUUGGCUCUCAUGAUUCCAAGAAGGCCGCUACAGCCUGAGAAGCAGAGCUAGCAGUCAAAUUAGAAGGGAAGGUAGAAUUGCAGAGAUAUUAUAAAUACAGGACUGGCAGCUGUGCUCUUCGUGGGCAGGACAUUUGUCAUAUUCUGAACUUAUUUUGUGACCUCCACAGAUAAGUAACGAGCGUUCAGCAUGUAAUGGAUGCAGAAUAAAUAAUGAAUGAAUGAAGAGAUCCUGAGCGGAGAGGAGGGCGGCACAUGCACAUGUUUUCUAAGUUAUCUGCCAGACCAGGCCAGACUUUGGGACAAAUGGACAUAUCCAGAGGGCACUUGAGUGAUUGGGAAAGAGUUAAAAUGAGGAAAGAUGUUCCAAGAGAAAGAAGAAACGCCAGUUCCUGAGAGAGUAUUGUGCCCUUGUCCUCCUCUCCUGAGGAGGAGAAUGCUCCCAACAAGACAGAGCUGAAGGUCAGUUAGGAACUGAGGGUACACAGCCCAGCUUCUUCACCACCAGCCCAAGUCUAAAGAAACUCAGAAAUCUGCUAGUGAGUGACCACCUCCCUCUCUACUGAGCAACUGAAAGAUACCUAGGAAUAGCCCUGUCCUAUCCUAGAAUUAGCCAGAAGGUCCCCACAUAGCCUACCAAAACCUUUUCUGGCCCUGGAAUCACAAGUGUACAUUUGAAUUUUGACUCUACCAUCUAUCAUAUGUAUGGCUUUGGGCCAGUUACCCAAUCUCAUUACGUUACUGUUUUUUCAUCUGUAAAACCCUAUCCCAUGGAGAUAAUAGAUUCCCUGCUUAGCAUAGUCCCUGCACACAAUGUGUAGUCAGCUAUGAUGGUGCUGGUGGUGGCAGCAGCAGCAGCAGGUUUCAAAGGCAGAUCUGCUCUCAAGCUUGAGACAACACAUGAAAGAAAAUCACAACUUUGUGCUAGAAAUGCUCUUGAUUGGGAGUUGAGGCUGGGAUGUUCUGAGGGUCCAACUACAGGAAAGAUGAAAUUUAAGGACUGAGAACCAAGAGAUUCAAAAUAGAAUGUGUGCAAUGUGUGUAAACAGUAGAAGAAACAGGUAUCAACUAAGAAGUUUAAAGAAAGCCCAGUGGAGUUGUGGUAAGGAAUCUGGGACUCAUGAAAACUGGAGUGACUCAGGAGCAGCCACUUCUUAUCCCAGGAUCCACAGGAAGGUUCCCACACAGUACCUUUUUUAGCUUUGGAGUCACAAGUGUGCAUUUAAAUUCUGACUCCAUCAUUUGGAGUCAAAUGGGAGUCCCCAUUUCUGAUUCUUCAUGGGGAAAGAGGCUGGUUUUCCAAAUAUCUAUUUUAAGAGCCGAGGAAACUCCAGCAAUGUUCUUCUUAUAUAUCUUUAGCUUAAAUUUGCAAAGACUUCUUUAUCCCUGAAGCAGUCACCACUGGCCGACAGGCUGCAGUAGGCAAGUCUGGUGCAGAUAAACAGAGCCCAUCCUGGAGCUGGAGCGCAUGGAUGUUGGAGGGUCGUGUUUUCCAAACUGUGGAAGAAAAAAUAAAAAGCUGUGUUUUUCCAGGAGGUAUUUAGAAUGGCAGCUGAAUCUGGGAAUCAGUUGGGUCUGUGUAGUGCACUUGUGGGGCAUCCCACAAAGAGUCUCCUAAUAGAAAAUGCAUCCAGAGAGAAGGAGUUAAUUAUAAGCUUAGCUAUACCUCAGAAUUUCAGGGUCAGAGUGGGAAAGUGGUUCUAAGUAGGCCAGAAUCUGUCACUAGGAUCUCCUUCCUCUUAAGCUAGGUUCCAUGGCAUCUUGGAGCUUAAGGGAGAAAAGGAUCUCUGAGUAAAGAGAGGAUGAGCAGUUUCGGUUAAUAUUAGAGGGACGUAUUGUACUAAGCAUCCUUGCUUUGGGCUUCAUCUAACAAACAGAAUAUAAUAUACUUCAUUACCAGGCAUCCUGGGCACCAUCUGGACUGCAGGGCAUCAGAGGCAGCAAUGGUAGGAGAAGAAGGUGCCCAGUGGAUGCAACAGUGCCCCAGGGACUCCAAGAAACGAUGAGAGGAGGAGUUGGGCAGUCCAGGACCCUUGCUUAGGGAAAGGAGCUGCGGAAUAUGAAUGUUGCCUAUAAAUGUGACAGGCUUCCAGGGAAGUUGGGGUUUCUUACAUUUUAGAGAGAGGAGGGUGAUCUUUAGCCAGCUCCUUGUCUCACAGCUUAAGAGAACUCACUGGAAGGAGCCUUCAACUCCUCAAAUCCUGCUGUGUUUGUGCCCAUAUGAUUAGCAUACAAGUUCCUUUGCAUUUGCAUGAUAUGUUCACUUUCAUUUUCUCACAAACCACUUAUAAGGUUGUUGGAGCAGAUACUACAUCCCCAUUUGAGAGGAGGAAGCAGAUUCUGAGAGUGGUGAUUAACUACCAAAGUGAUCCAAGAGGCCAUCUUUUAAUGUUAGGAGAAAGGCAGGGCUGGAGACCAGUUUGCUGAUAGUGAUCCCAAGCCAGAAGGUUCACUGGGCCCGCAGCUCCAGGCUGAACUCCAGCGCACUCAGUUAGACUUGGAGCGGAAACUCAAGUUGAAUGAAAAUGCCAUCUCCAGGCUCCAGGCCAACCAAAAGUCCGUUCUGGUGUCGGUGUCAGAGGUCAAAGCAGUGACUGAGAUGCAGUUUGGGGAACUCCUUGCUGCUGUGAGGAAGGCCCAGGCCAAUGUGAUGCUCUUUUUGGAGGAGAAGGAGCACGCUGCUCUGAACCAGGCCAAUGGCAUCAAGACCCACCUGGAGUACAGGAGUGCCGAGAUGGAGAAAAGCAAGCAAGAGCUGGAGAGGAUGGCAGCCAUCAGCAACACUGUCCAGUUCCUGGAGGAAUACUGCAAGUUUAAGAAUACUGAAGACAUCACCUUCCCUAGUGUUUACAUAGGGCUGAAGGAUAAACUCUCGGGCAUCCGCAAAGUCAUCACGGACUCCACUGUACACUUAAUCCAGUUGUUGGAGGACUAUAAGGAAAAGCUCCAGGAGUUUGCCAAGGAAGAGGAGUAUGACAUCAGAACUCAAGUGUCUGCUGUUGUUCAGCGCAAAUACUGGACUUCAAAACCUGAGCCCAGCACCAGGGAACAGUUCCUCCAAUAUGCACACGACAUCACGUUCGACCCGGACACGGCACACAGGUAUCUCCGGCUGCAGGAGGACAACCGCAAAGUCACCAACACCACACCCUGGGAGCACCCCUACCCGGACCUCCCCAGCAGGUUCCUGCACUGGCGGCAGGUGCUGUCCCAGCAGAGUCUGUACCUACACAGGUACUAUUUUGAGGUGGAGAUCUUCGGGGCAGGCACCUAUGUUGGCCUGACCUGCAAAGGCAUCGACAGGAAAGGGGAGGAGCGCAACAGUUGCAUUUCCGGGAACAACUUCUCCUGGAGCCUCCAAUGGAAUGGGAAGGAGUUCACGGCCUGGCACAGUGACAUGGAGACCCCGCUCAAAUCCGGCCCUUUCCGGAGGCUCGGGGUCUAUGUCGACUUCCCAGGAGGGAUCCUUUCCUUCUAUGGCAUAGAGUAUGAUGCCAUGACUCUGGUUCACAAGUUCGCCUGCAAGUUUUCAGAGCCAGUCUAUGCUGCCUUCUGGCUUUCCAGGAAGGAAAACACCAUCCGGAUUGUGGAUCUGGGAGAGGAACCCGAGAAGCCAGCACCGUCCUUGGUGGAGACUGCUUCCUAGCCUACAGGAACCAUAUGCCAGGCCUUUGCUAGCCAUGGUGAUGGCAUUUGCAUAUUAGGGUGAUUUGUGGGCAGAAAUAACUGCCAAUGGCAGCAGGCUUUUGAAAUCCUAUGCAUCUCUGAACGAGAUUUUCCAGCUGCUCUCUUUUGCUCCAUACGGUGCUGUUCUUUAUGUGUUUGUAGUAAUUGUGUUUUUUUCUUUUUAUUGAGAGAGUCUCUCACUGUUGCCUGUGCUGGAGUGCAGUGGUGUGAUCUCGGCUCACUGCAACCUCCACCUCCCAAGUUCAAGUGAUUCUUCUGUCUCAGCCUCCCAGGUAGCUGGGAUUACAGGCGCCUGCCACCAUGCCCAGCUAUUUUUUUGUAUUUUUAGUAGAGACAGGGUUUCACCAUGUUGGCCAGGCUGGUCUUGAACUCCUGACCUCGUGAUUCACCCUCCUCAGCCUCCCAAAGUGCUGGGAUUACAGGUGUGAGCCACGCCUGGCCUGUUUGUAGUAAUCUUAGGCACCAAGUCUCCCUCAUCUCCUAGUACCAUUCUCCUGUCUGCUCAGGUAAAUGUCACAUUGUGCCCAGAAUGGAUGACCAGGAAUCUUCAGAGUGGCUGAGAAGAUUGUAGAGUUAUCAUAAUAAAUUGCAAACUUGGGUAUUUCCUA